CCCACAAUUUGUCGCAAUCCUGUUUGUAAUAAUCGAACGCGUUUCAUACUUGAUGUUGAUAAGUCACACUUCAUUGAUUUUCAAAAGGUCCGAAUUCAAGAAACUCAGUCGGAACUUCCUCGUGGGUCAAUCCCUCGUAGUCUGGAAGUGAUCCUUCGUGGAGACUGUGUGGAACUAGCCCAGGCAGGGGACCGUUGUGAUUUUAUUGGAACACUUAUUGUUGUGCCAGACGUGGCUGUAUUGUCUCUACCGGGAGCUAAAGCUGAAACAUCGACUCGAAUGACUGGAAAUAGAGCAUAUGAAGUUGAAGGGGUACGUGGGCUGAAGGCUUUGGGAGUACGAGAUCUUAAUUACAGACUUGCUUUUUUGGCUUCGUCAGUAAAGACGAGGAAUAGAGUCGCCUUGGAAGACUGCAGUGAGGAAAUAAUCAGAGAAAUGUACAACGACAGAGAUUUGUACCAAAACCUCUGUUCUAGCCUUUUCCCAUCAAUUCACGGUUGA
This is a messenger RNA of Octopus sinensis (East Asian common octopus), 501 nucleotides long. Its product is annotated as DNA replication licensing factor MCM6-like. Gene Ontology annotation, molecular function: single-stranded 3'-5' DNA helicase activity; ATP binding; single-stranded DNA binding. Gene Ontology annotation, biological process: DNA replication initiation; double-strand break repair via break-induced replication; mitotic DNA replication. The annotation marks the transcript as partial. The record is from RefSeq and is a predicted model, not a curated record. The transcript has a single exon. Gene Ontology annotation, cellular component: MCM complex; nucleus. NCBI's taxonomy places the organism in Eukaryota, Metazoa, Mollusca, Cephalopoda, Octopoda, Octopodidae.